GUGGCGGCGGGACCGGCCCGGGGCUCGGGGUUGCGGGUCCGGGGACACCGCGGGGUUCAGCUCCGGAUUUGGGCUGGGGGUGUCCCAGCACCCCCAGAUCCUCCAGGCCAGCAUGAUCCCGGGAUUUGGGCCGGUGCUGCAGGCGGUGCUGGGGACGUUGCUCACCUGGGGACUGACAGCGGCGGGGUCAGCGCUGGUGUUCGUGUUCUCCAGUGGCCAGAGGCGGAUCCUCGAUGGGAGCUUGGGCUUUGCCGCAGGGGUGAUGCUGGCAGCCUCCUACUGGUCCCUGCUGGCCCCGGCCAUCGAGCUGGCCGAGCGCUCGGGCACCUUCGGAGCCUUCUCCUUCUUCCCGGUGGCUGCAGGAUUUGUGCUGGGGGCAGCGUUUGUGUACGGGGCUGACCUGCUGCUGCCAGCGCUGGGGUUCUCUGGCCCUCCCCACGCCCUGGCCCUGGGCUGUGAGCAGCGAGCUGAGAAGCAGAAGCAGGAGCAGGAGCAGGAGCAGGAGCCCGGCCGGGAUUUGGGCAGCGAGCUGUGGAUGCAGAACGAGCUGGCCAUCAGGAUAGGUAGAGCUGGGCUGCAGCCAGACAAGGCUGAGAACGGGGAGCUGUACCAGAGGAGGAGAGCAGGGGGCUCCCCCCUGCCCGAGGGCCCCCCGGCGUUCCCGGCACCGCGCGACGGAGCCGCCCCGGGCGGGAGCAGCAGCUGGAGGAGAAUCGUGCUGCUGAUCCUGGCAGUGACCAUCCACAACAUCCCUGAGGGCCUGGCAGUGGGAGUUGGAUUUGGGGCCGUUGGAAAAUCCGAGUCUGCCACGUUCCAGAGCGCCAGGAAUUUAGCCAUUGGGAUUGGGAUCCAGAACUUCCCAGAGGGGCUGGCAGUCAGCCUGCCCCUGCGUGGCGCUGGGUUCUCCACCUGGAAAGCGUUCUGGUUUGGGCAGCUCAGUGGGAUGGUGGAGCCCCUGGCUGGUGUCCUGGGUGCCUUUGCCGUGGUGCUGGCCGAGCCGCUCCUCCCGUACGCGCUGGGCUUUGCUGCUGGAGCCAUGGUCUACGUGGUGCUGGAUGACAUCAUCCCCGAGGCACAGAGCUGUGGCAAUGGGAAGCUGGCAUCCUGGAGCUCCAUGCUGGGAUUUGUGGUGAUGAUGUCCCUGGAUGUGGGGCUGGGCUAGGACAGAGCCUCAGCCCCUCAGACACCUCAGAGCCUGCAGGGCUGGAGCCCAACACGCCCCAGGACUGCUCCUGUACAUAGAAUUUGGGGAUCUGGUUUGGUGUUGAUUUGCUCUGAUUUUGUAUCUCCCCUUCCCCUGCGAGUUCCUGGCGGUGAUUUCCAAGCACAAACGUGGCUGAGUGCUCCAGAUCCUGGCUGGGUGCUCCAGGUCCUGGCUGGGUGUUCCCAGAUCCUGUUUGGGUGCUCCAGAUCCUGUUUGGGUGCUCCAGGUCCUGGCUGGAUGCUCCAGGUCCUGGCUGGGUGCUCCAGGUCCUGUUUGGGUGCUCCAGGUCCUGGCUGGGUGCUCCAGAUCCUGUUUGGGUGCUCCAGGUCCUGGCUGGAUGCUCCAGGUCCUGGCUGGGUGCUCCAGGUCCUGGCUGGAUGCUCCAGGUCCUGGCUGGAUGCUCCAGAUCCUGGCUGGAUGCUCCAGAUCCUGGCUGGGUGCUCCAGAUCCUGGCUGGGUGCUCCAGGUCCUGGCUGGAUGCUCCAGGUCCUGGCUGGAUGCUCCAGAUCCUGGCUGGGUGCUCCAGGUCCUGUUUGGGUGCUCCAGAUCCUGGCUGGGUGCUCCAGGUCCUGGCUGGGUGCUCCAGGUCCUGUUUGGGUUCUCCAGGUCCUGGUUGUUCUCCCAGGUCCUGGCUGGGUUUUCCCCUUGGAAGGGGCCUUGGGUGAUGCUGGGCUGGGCUCUGCAAGGAAGGAAAUUGGGAUUUUGAUCCUCUCUGUUCUGUGGGAGGUUGGGAAUUCUCCCUGAGCACUGAGGCACUGGAAUGCAGUGACUCCUGAGGGAGGCUGGAAUUCCAGAAUUCCACCCUUUCUGGGGUGUGAUCAGAGCUCCCCCACAUCCUGCUGCUCCUGGGGAAUGCUGCAGGGAUUGCUUUGGAUGGAUGGAGACAGUCCAGGCAAAUAAAGAUCAAUUUUCUUG
Molecule: messenger RNA, 2119 nt
Organism: Catharus ustulatus (Swainson's thrush)
Lineage: Eukaryota; Metazoa; Chordata; Aves; Passeriformes; Turdidae
Gene: SLC39A11
Product: solute carrier family 39 member 11
Exons: 11
Coding region: 113-1162 (349 amino acids)
Biological process (GO): zinc ion transmembrane transport
Cellular component (GO): membrane
Molecular function (GO): zinc ion transmembrane transporter activity
Source: RefSeq, a predicted model, not a curated record